Molecule: messenger RNA, 6459 nt
Organism: Manacus vitellinus (golden-collared manakin)
Lineage: Eukaryota; Metazoa; Chordata; Aves; Passeriformes; Pipridae
Gene: RIMS1
Product: regulating synaptic membrane exocytosis 1
Exons: 30
Coding region: 101-4447 (1448 amino acids)
Biological process (GO): calcium ion-regulated exocytosis of neurotransmitter; regulation of membrane potential; regulation of synaptic plasticity
Cellular component (GO): cytoskeleton of presynaptic active zone; presynaptic membrane
Molecular function (GO): transmembrane transporter binding; small GTPase binding
Source: RefSeq, a predicted model, not a curated record
AGAUGGUUGUGGCCAUUUAUGCUCUUAUUGCCGGACCAAGUUUUGUGCUCGAUGUGGAGGUCGUGUCUCUCUGCGAUCAAACAAUGAGGACAAAGUGGUUAUGUGGGUAUGCAAUUUAUGUCGAAAGCAACAAGAAAUCCUAACGAAAUCUGGAGCGUGGUUUUUUGGAAGUGGACCACAGCCUUCACCCAGCCAGGACGGAACACUGAGUGAUACAGCAACUGGUGGAAGAUCGGAUGCACCGAGAGAAAAGAAAGCAAGACUUCAAGAGCGAUCGAGAUCACAGACUCCCUUAAGUACAGCAGCUGCCUCAUCACAGGAAAUCUCUUCUUCCAGUGUACACUCUGACCGUAGGAAAGGAGCAGAAGUAUCACAACCAGCUAUGGGCCUGGACCAAAAGCAAGCUUCAUCAAGAUCUAGAAGUGAACCUCCAAAAGAGAGGAAGAAGGCAAUAUUGGUUUCAGACCAGAAUGGCAAAGGUUUAAAGAGUGAGCGUAAGCGUGUGCCAAAAUCCUCACUUCAAAAAGAAGGACCAACAGACGACAAGGAGCGCAAAGAGCGGCAUGAAGGCAGAAGGCUGGAGAAAGGCAAGUCACAGGACUACCCAGACUUGCCAGAGAAACUUGAGGAAGGCAAAGUGCCUGAUGAUGAAAAACAAAGGAAGGAAGAUGAAUAUCAUACCCGCUACAGGAGUGACCCCAAUCUGGCAAGAUAUCCUGUAAAACCACAUCCUGAGGAACAGCAGAUGCGCAUGCAUGCGAAAGUUUCUAAAGUACGACAUGAGAGAAGACACAGUGAUGUAGCUUUGCCACACACAGAAAUGGAGGAAGCGGAGGUACCUGAGAAUAAAUUAGGAAAACGCUCACAAUUACAGGGAACUCAGGACAGAAAAUCUCUUGUGGAAACUCAGAGGUCGUACUCUAUAGACAGAACAGGUGAUGUAAGAAUUUCUGUUUCUAAACAAUUAACUAAUCAUAGCCCACCAACUCCCAGGCAUAGUCCAGUUCCUAUAGAACACGUAGAAUACAAGAACCACGAUUCCUUUAUAAAACAGAGCCGCCUUGAUCCUAGCUCUGCUAUUCUCAUGCGAAAAGCAAAGCGGGAGAAAAUGGAGACCAUGCUAAGGAAUGAUUCCCUUAGCUCUGACCAGUCGGAAUCAGUGCGGCCAUCCCCUCCAAAGCCUCAUAGAGCAAAAAGAGGCGGAAAGAAAAGGCAGAUGUCAGUUAGUAGCUCAGAGGAAGAAGGGGCAUCAACACCAGAAUAUACUAGCUGUGAAGAUGUGGAGAUAGAAAGUGAAAGUGUCAGUGAAAAAGGUGACUUGGAUUAUUACUGGCUGGAUCCUGCCACGUGGCACAGCAGGGAGACGUCCCCUAUUAGUUCGCAUCCCGUAACGUGGCAGCCUUCCAAAGAGGGAGAUCGCUUAAUUGGGCGUGUUAUUCUUAACAAGAGAACAACUAUGCCAAAAGAAUCAGGUGCAUUACUGGGGCUAAAAGUUGUUGGAGGAAAAAUGACAGAAUUAGGUCGACUUGGUGCCUUCAUUACCAAAGUGAAGAAAGGUAGCUUGGCUGAUGUGGUGGGGCAUCUCAGAGCAGGAGAUGAAGUUCUAGAAUGGAAUGGUAAACCAUUACCUGGAGCUACAAAUGAAGAAGUUUACAACAUUAUUUUAGAAUCAAAAUCAGAACCUCAAGUUGAAAUUAUUGUUUCAAGGCCUAUUGGUGAUAUUCCACGGAUUCCUGAGACUUCUCACCCCCCAUUAGAGUCUAGUUCAAGUUCUUUUGAAUCUCAGAAGAUGGAAAGGCCUUCUAUUUCUGUUAUAUCUCCGACCAGCCCUGGAGCCCUACGGGAUGCACCACAAGUCCUACCAGGCCAGCUUUCUGUUAAACUCUGGUAUGACAAAGUGGGACAUCAGUUAAUAGUAAAUGUUCUGCAAGCAACAGAUUUGCCACCAAGAGUAGAUGGACGCCCUAGAAAUCCCUAUGUAAAAAUGUAUUUUCUUCCAGACAGAAGUGAUAAGAGUAAAAGAAGGACCAAAACAGUAAAGAAAAGUCUAGAGCCAAAAUGGAACCAAACUUUUCUCUACUCACACGUACAUCGUAGAGAUUUUAGAGAACGAAUGCUUGAAAUAACUGUGUGGGACCAGCCAAGAGUACAAGAAGAAGAGAGUGAAUUUCUUGGAGAGAUUCUUAUAGAGCUGGAGACAGCACUUUUAGAUGAUGAACCACAUUGGUAUAAGCUACAGACACAUGAUGAAUCUUCACUACCUCUGCCUCAGCCAUCACCUUUCAUGCCAAGAAGACAUGUUCAUGGUGGAGAAAGCACUAGCAAAAAAUUACAAAGAUCUCGGCCAAUCAGUGAUAGUGACAUCUCAGAUUAUGAUGUUGAUGAUGGUAUUGGAGUUGUUCCUCCAGGUUAUAGAUCUAGUACUAGAGAAAGUAAAUCCACAACGCUAACUGUGCCAGAGCAGCAAAGAACAACACAUCAUCGUUCACGUUCUGUGUCUCCUCACCGUGGCGACGAUCAGGGCAGGCCCCGUUCACGUUUACCAAAUGUGCCAUUACAGAGGAGUUUAGAUGAAAUUCAUCAAAUGAGAAGAUCACGUUCUCCAACUAGACACCAUGAUGCCUCCAGAACUCCAGUUGAUUACAGAUCUAGAGAGAUGGAUAGUCAGUAUUUGUCGGAUCAAGAAAGUGAGCUUCUUAUGCUGCCCAGAGCAAAACGAGGAAGAAGUGCAGAGUGCCUACAUACCAUCAGAAGUUCUGUUAGGCACUAUAAAACAUUACCACCCAAGAUGCCUUUGCUAGAAAAUGGUACUCAUUGGAACCUGUACAGCUCAACUCUUCCUGCAUGUGCUAAGACCAAAUCCGUGAUUAGACAGGAUAUUUCACUCCUUCAUGAUUGCCUUAAUUCACGAAUAUCGAAAGUUGGAGAUGAUCUGCCGGUUAGUGAACUGCAGCCCUCCCUUGACAGGGCUAGGAGUGCUAGUACCAACUGCUUGAGACCAGAUACUAGUUUGCAUUCACCAGAACGAGAAAGGCAGUCCAGAAAAGUGGAAAGAUAUAGCAGCCAAAAACAAACUAGGAAAGGCUCCGCAACUGAAACGGAAAGAACACAUCAACAAGGAAGUCCCACACAGUCUCCUCCUGCAGACACGUCCUUCAGCAGUCGUAGGGGAAGACAGCUACCGCAAGUUCCAGUAAGAAGUGGCAGUAUAGAGCAAGCAAGCUUAGUAGUGGAAGAGCGAACGAGACAGAUGAAAAUGAAAGUGCACCGUUAUAAUCAGACAUCAGGGUCUGGUUCUAGCCAAGAACAUGAGCGUGAGCAAUAUACCAAGUAUAAUAUACAAACAGAUCAGUACAGAAGUUGUGAUAACGUCUCUGCCAAAUCAUCAGAUAGUGAUGUCAGUGAUGUGUCAGCCAUUUCCAGAACCAGCAGUGCCUCACGCCUCAGCAGCACAAGUUUUAUGUCAGAGCAAUCUGAGCGCCCUCGGGGCAGGAUCAGUACAUUUACUCCUAAAAUGCAAGGCAGACGGAUGGGGACUUCAGGGAGAAUCACUAAGAGCACAAGUGUGAGCGGAGAGAUGUAUAAGCUGGAGCACAUUGACGGGAGUCAGUCGGACACGGCUGUCGGCAUGGUUGGAACAGGUGGGAAGAAAAGGCGUUCCAGCUUUAGUGCCAAAGUGGUUGCCAUAGUGUCUCGAAGGAGCAGAAGCACAUCUCAACUUAGUCAAACAGAGGGUGGCAGCAAGAAGCUAAAGAGCACAAUACAGAGAAGCACAGAAACAGGAAUGGCGGCAGAGAUGAGAAGUCGUAUGGUUCGACAGCCAAGUCGGGAAUCCACUGACGGCAGCAUAAAUAGUUAUAGCUCUGAGGGGAACUUAAUAUUUCCUGGAGUACGGCUGGGCGCUGACAGUCAGUUUAGUGAUUUCCUCGAUGGACUUGGACCUGCACAGUUAGUAGGCCGACAAACACUGGCAACCCCUGCCAUGGGUGACAUCCAGAUUGGAAUGGUAGAUAAAAAAGGCCAGUUAGAAGUAGAAGUCAUUAGAGCCCGUGGCCUCACACAAAAACCUGGCUCCAAAUCUACCCCAGCUCCAUAUGUCAAAGUGUAUUUACUGGAAAAUGGAGCAUGUAUAGCUAAGAAGAAGACCAGAAUUGCAAGGAAGACCCUUGAUCCUUUGUACCAACAGACACUGGUUUUUGAAGAAAGUCCACAGGGUAAAGUCCUUCAGGUAAUAGUCUGGGGAGACUAUGGCCGAAUGGACCACAAAUGCUUCAUGGGAGUUGCCCAGAUCCUUCUGGAGGAACUAGAUCUGUCCAGUGUGGUAAUAGGCUGGUAUAAAUUAUUUCCACCUUCAUCGCUAGUGGAUCCAACAUUGACUCCCCUGACACGCAGGGCUUCCCAGUCAUCUCUGGAAAGUUCAACUGGGCCUCCCUGCAUUAGAUCGUAGUAGCAGGUGCUGUCUAAUAAAAACAUCACCCAGGAUAACAAUUGGAACCAGAUAUUCACAUAAUCAAAAAACACUGUUGGAGAGAGACAAUCACUUCUGUUUUCACUUGUAGUAGUUAUCCAAAUGUAUGUCUGUUUGUUAAGAGAUAGCUUAAAUUGACAGAACAAAGGUAUAUCACAUACGGCUAAUCUCUUAGCGGCUAUCACUGAUGCUUAUAAUGAUCAAAAAAAAAAAAAAGAAAAAAGGAAAAAAAGAAAAAGGGGAGGGACUUUUAGAUUUGAUCUAAGUCAAAGGUGACCCAAACUGGAAGCUCUCACUCUGUUAACAAUGUUGCAUUUUUCACAUUUUGACAGAGCCCUCAAGCAGUGUUACCUUCCUGGUGUUUCAACAGUUUUUCUGUACUUCACUUCCACCAGUUUUUUGCCACAUGAUUCUGCUAGUUUCAUAGAAGUCCUCACACUGCUAACAGAGACCCUUCCUUUCUUUUUCUAAACCAAACAAAAAAGGGCUGAAGCAUAUCUCUGUAAGCAUCGUUAAAAUGUUCAACAGCCACAGUUACAAUUGCAGCAAGUUCAAAUCGUUUCUCAGUUCUGGUACUUACAAGUCUCUCACAUGGGAACCCAGAACAAAUGACCAAUCUUAGUUAUCUUCCUAAAAAUAAAUAAUCAUCACAGUGCCACUUUUUCUUUGUAAAAAGCAGAUAUGUUUGCAUUAUAUAUAUAAUAACUUUUAUGUUUAUGAUGUUUUGCAUGGAAGAAUUUUGAAGAAUUCUGCAACUACUGCUGGGGACUGGUAUAAAGCAGCUUUAGUCUUAAUUUUGACAUUGAAUAUGUUACUGGUAAUGCAAUUUUCCUCCUAGAAAUGGAGAGGAAAUACUUACGUUUCUGUGUAUAAAUGUAUAUUUGACUUCCCAAAAUGUUGACCAGGAAUGAAUUGAGCAUAUGACACUUUCAGCUGUACCCGGGCUUCUCUGAUGUGUGUCGCUUCAGACGCACCUGUCUGCCCUGGAUAGAGCAUGGUAUGAGUUGUUCAAUGUUUCGCUGGAAAUUCCAGUUGAAAUAUUCUGCACUUACUAAUGUUUUUAUCAAAUUUUAGUUUACAUUUCUUUGAGAUUGAUGCAAGCACAAGGCUUGAUUUUUUAACGCAAGAUAUCUUACUUUUUGGAGAAAAAAAAAGAAAAGUCAAAUUUCAAUUUGCUUUUUAUUCAUUUGAGUUCUUCUUGGCCUUGAAAUCCCUUGUGAUAUUCUGUAUAUGUGCGAAGAACUGCAGAUUCCUGCAGGUGCAUUGAUAUGUUUCCCCUCCUUUACAGGCCAUUCAAUUUUGUGAUCACAAAAAUAGAGCAGCAUGACUUGGAACUGUUCAAAGCUGCAUGCACGUUUUGUAAAAAGAGAUGACAAAGGUUAUUUAAUAAUGUAUGUUAGUUCCACAUAGGCCAGCUUGUAUGUUGCAUGUACUUGUACAGUUUGCUCGUAAUUACUAUACUGAAGUAACCAAGAAAUCUAAGCCAUCCAUUUUUCUUAUAGACAUUUUGCAGGUUUUAGCCAGGCUAGAUAUGUGGGUCUGGUGCUAAAUGUCUAUAGAUGGACUUUAUUUUUUACCCUAUGGAAAACGUGAUGUAGUACGGACCAAAUUCCUUCUAAUAACUAUUUUGGUGUAGAUUCCUACUGUGGGGCUGUAACACAUGUAGAAACUGUGUACACACUAGGUUUUAAUUCAUAGACAUACUGCCUGCACCAAGUGAACUAUUUAUUAUUACUCAACACAUGGGAAUUAUUCUGCCCAUCUUUCCAUAGGGCAUAAAUUGGUUACUGCUCGACCUGCUGAGCAGGAAGAACUCAAGCGUUGGUGCACUACUACUAGAUCCUGCUCUGUCUUAGUGGCCAAACACCAACUAGUUAUAAUUCAAUAGUAUCUUUCUAUUUUGACCACUUGUCUUAACACUCCCCUGUGCUUUUAAAUGAACUUCCAACUCAUGUUAUGUAAACAUGUUUAAUAAAAUUUCCUUUUCAUGU